AUGGCAGCAAAUGAUAAAUCAGAAACAUGCAAACAUGAGAUAAAUCCCAGUUUGGGUAUGAAGAUUACACUGAAAGGCAUUGCAGCAAAAUUCAACAAUGUACAACAUAUUUCAACAUCAACACUCUCUGAUUGGUUAGAGUCUCAGCCUGAAAAUGUGAUUCUUUUGGAUACAAGACCGGAUAUAGAAUAUAAUAUUAGUCAUUUAAAAGGAGCUAGAAGAAUAGACUAUGAGUCUGAUGAAAUAGAAAAUAUUCUACAAUCUCUACCUCAAAAUAAUCAAACAGACAGUAAAGAAAAUGUCAAAGUGGUGUGUUAUUGUUCUAUUGGUUAUAGAUCUAGUCUCAUGGCUAAAAAAUUACAACAACAUUUCAAACAACAAUCAGGUACGAAACCAGAAAUCUACAAUCUUGAAGGUUCAUUAUUUAAAUGGGCCAAUGAGAAGAGAGAAAUGGUAGACCAGAAUAAUCAACCUACUGUAUAUGCUCAUCCUUAUAACAGUCUAUGGGGAAAACUGUUGGAUAAAGACCUUCGGAGAGAGGGAACGUGA
Messenger RNA from Lottia gigantea (owl limpet), 549 nucleotides. RefSeq lists its product as hypothetical. The record is from RefSeq and is a predicted model, not a curated record. Bases 1 to 549 code for a protein of 182 amino acids. The transcript has 4 exons. Lineage: Eukaryota; Metazoa; Mollusca; Gastropoda; Lottiidae.